ACUGCGGUUCCGGCCGGUAUGUACUCCACCCCCCUAAAAUCAAAAUACAAAGUUACAUGCAACCGAAAAUAAUCGUAUCGUUUUUGAGAAAAUGCCAAAUCCACCUCUUCGGCAUCACCAAUUACUACCACGCACAUUUCGGCUGAGCCAGCAGCAGAAAAGGUCAUUGAUUUGAUCACCUUCAACAGUUUAUGAACGCCAUACCGAUCUGUUGUUUCACCCGCUCUACACUGAACACAAUAAUAUUUAAUAUACUUCAGUUUUUGAUUGAACUGCAUUUGGAGGUUGACUCAAUCAAGAUGGACGAAGAGCCAGAGAGAGCCAAGCGUUGGGAGGGAGGUUAUGAGCGAACAUGGGAGAUCUUGAAGGAGGACGAGUCUGGAUCUCUCAAAGCCACUGUAGAGGAAAUCCUUUUCCAGGCCAAAAGGAAAAGGGUGUUUGAGAGUCAUGGACAAGUUCGGCUUGGGAUGAUGCGUCACCUGUACGUGGUAAUUGACACCUCUAGAACCAUGGAAGACCAGGACCUGAAACCCAAUCGCCUCACCUCUACACUCAAGCUGGUGGAAUAUUUUGUCGAGGAAUACUUUGACCAGAACCCCAUCAGUCAGGUGGGCAUCAUCACCACAAAGAACAAGAGAGCGGAGAAGCUGACUGACCUGGCAGGGAACCCAAAGAAGCACAUUGAUGCCCUGAAGAAAGCAAAGGACUCUACGUGUGGAGGAGAACCCUCUCUAUAUAACUCCCUCAGCCUGGCCAUGCAGACUCUCAAACACAUGCCAGGCCACAGCAGCAGAGAAGUCCUCAUCAUCUUCAGUAGUCUCACCACAUGUGACCCAGCUAACAUCUACGAGCUGGUCAAGACUCUGAAGGCUCUGAAGAUCCGUGUGUCUGUGAUUGGCCUGUCAGCCGAGGUGCGUGUCUGCACGGUGCUCACCAGAGAGACCGGGGGGUCGUACCAUGUGAUCCUGGAUGAGAGCCACUUCAGGGAGCUGCUGAUGUUUCAUGUGAAGCCUCCUCCUGCUACCUCCUCCUCCGAGUGUUCCCUCAUACGCAUGGGUUUCCCCCAGCACACCAUAGCCUCUAUAUCAGACCAGGAUGCCAAGCCUUCUUUCAGCCAGGCCCACCUGGACAGCACUAGUGGUGGUCCCGGUCUGUCUAUGGGAGGGUACUUCUGUCCACAGUGCCAGGCCAAGUACACGGAGCUACCUGUCGAGUGUAAAGUCUGUGGGCUGACACUAGUCUCCGCUCCUCACCUGGCCCGAUCCUUCCACCACCUCUUCCCCCUGGAGGCCUUCCAGGAGAGUCCUCUGCUGCUGCACCACACAGAGAGGUUCUGUGAAGCCUGCCAGGGGGAGCUGAAGGACAAGAGUGUGUUCAUAUGUCCGUCGUGUAACAGUGUGUUCUGCGUGGAGUGUGACCUGUUCAUCCACGACACGCUGCACUGCUGCCCCUCUUGCAUCCACAGCCGCAGUGCCCCCUGAGAUGCUCUGGUCAAAAGUAGAGGACGAUGUAGGACUUAUGGGAAACCUCAAGACAAGUGCCAAUAUACCUGCACACACUUUAAAGAUGUUUACUAAUUUGGAGGGCCUUCAGUGCUUUGGGCCCUUACGGAAUUUACCUCUGGAGUUGUGUUGCUAGGAAAUUUGGAAUUGACUUUGGCCGUAUUGCUUGGAGUUGAUCUUGGAGUUGUCCUGUAUCCAGGCUGACAUCUAAAGCUAGAGGACUGACUUUACCUCAAUGAUGGUUGGAUUGAGAUGGAACUGCUGAAACUCUGCGCAUCGAUAUCACCGGUUGGCUCUGGCAGCAGCAUAAAAUGGACCAAACCUUUUCAAUAAACUUCAGCUCUUUUGUAGAGA
Messenger RNA from Oncorhynchus gorbuscha (pink salmon), 1856 nucleotides. RefSeq names its product general transcription factor IIH, polypeptide 2 (gene gtf2h2). The transcript is spliced from 11 exons. Gene Ontology annotation, biological process: regulation of transcription by RNA polymerase II; DNA-templated transcription; nucleotide-excision repair. Bases 192 to 1481 code for a protein of 429 amino acids. Gene Ontology annotation, molecular function: zinc ion binding. NCBI's taxonomy places the organism in Eukaryota, Metazoa, Chordata, Actinopteri, Salmoniformes, Salmonidae. Gene Ontology annotation, cellular component: transcription factor TFIIH holo complex; transcription factor TFIIH core complex. The record is from RefSeq and is a predicted model, not a curated record.